UAGCGUUGUUGUUCCUGGAAACAAAAUUUCAUUUUAAAAAAUUUGAUAUACUUCUUCAUUCUCUCCUAUUACGCAGAACUGCAACUGCCAAUAUGCCAGAGAAUGCCAAGGUUUACAUUCACUAUGGACCAUAUGACUCUUGUGGCUUGGUAGAACAUCGAGAUCUUCGUCUCAAAGGACUCCAAAAUGUGCUGCAACUUCAUGGUCACACAGUGGAAUUGAAGGAAAUCAAUGACUGGAAUGUUAUUGAACUUUGGGUUAAUGGAGAAUUGAUAUUUACAUGUGACAUCAGGGAGUUAGAAUAUGGGGGAGAUGGUCAUCUAGACCCACUUUGUUCCAGCGCCCUCCAGAAAGUCACAGAGGCGUACUGAUCCAUGACAAGACUGAGAAACACUCAUCAUGGUCACUUUUCACAUGGGACAUAGAUUUGAUAUAUCGGAGUUAAAUUGGAACAAAUAAAGCAUGACUGUGAUAUCAAUGCAUAUAUGUAUUGUACAUACUGUACAGGAUUAUUCAUAAUUAUGUAAAAGUGUAAAUAUAUUUAGUGUAAAUAAAUAUACAGAAUAUAAUAUUGAACAUAGAGAUAAACUUUAUUUUUAUUUCAUGUGUAAGAGAUUUCAACGAGGCCUGUUAUAUAUAAUAUGAUUCUCAAACAAGGAAAAUAUGCAGGAAUUUCCAUUUCUUUUCCAACAAAUUAUGUAAUAAUCUUUUA
Messenger RNA from Owenia fusiformis, 712 nucleotides. The record is from the annotation of a GenBank genome assembly. NCBI's taxonomy places the organism in Eukaryota, Metazoa, Annelida, Polychaeta, Sabellida, Oweniidae.